CAUGUAAUCAUUUUCUUAGAUUUGGCCUAAGUAUUAUUAAUAAUAAUUGGAAAAGAAUAAAAACCAACAGGACGAAAAUUAUAUUCAAGAAGUAAAUAAAAGUAUUGAUUCAAAUGAGGUAGAGAGUCGGAUGAUAAUAAUUAGAAAAAAACUAGAUUCCCUUAGAAAAUAUCUAUGAAAAGAAAGAGAUAGAUAUGUAGCAUUUUGAUAAUUUUAGGAAAGAACUGUAGUUAGAAAAGGUGAAGGAAAUUUUGAUUUGGGGACGCAAUUCAAGCUAUUAAUUCAAGCAAGUCAUUGAUAGAAUCAAUAGGUCUGAUUUUUAUGUUAAUUGAU
This is a messenger RNA of Paramecium sonneborni, 333 nucleotides long. The record is from the annotation of a GenBank genome assembly. NCBI's taxonomy places the organism in Eukaryota, Ciliophora, Oligohymenophorea, Peniculida, Parameciidae.